AUGCAAACUUCCAAAUUUUCCCUAUCGGCACCACCAGCAGCGCGGCUUCCAGCUAAGAAAUCGACCAUCCUGAGGUCUCUGGAUUCGCUCAAGGUAUUUUAUAAGGACCCGCCUAGCGCCGAAGACUCCUGUGCGAAGGAUCAACAGGAGAAGCCCGGGGUCGACCUGAGGUUGCUCCACUAUCAAGCCAUGCAAGAUGCCAUCGAUGCUCGAAAGAGAUUGGUCCUUGGCUCUGGCCUUUAUCGUUUGUCGAGGCGCCGUGCUGCUAUCCCUGGGUAUGGUGGGUUCAUCCCUUUGAAGGACUCGGCAAAUGUCCUGGGCUGCAGCUAUAGACGGGCCAAUUUGAUCGCCUCUGAGAUGAUGGAGAGGCUGAACCCUCAUGUGCCCCCUGCAGAGUUGUUAGGCUGA
Molecule: messenger RNA, 408 nt
Organism: Perkinsus marinus ATCC 50983
Lineage: Eukaryota; Perkinsozoa; Perkinsida; Perkinsidae
Exons: 5
Coding region: 1-408 (135 amino acids)
Source: RefSeq, a predicted model, not a curated record